Molecule: messenger RNA, 1813 nt
Organism: Orussus abietinus
Lineage: Eukaryota; Metazoa; Arthropoda; Insecta; Hymenoptera; Orussidae
Product: protein tumorous imaginal discs, mitochondrial
Exons: 5
Coding region: 1-1572 (523 amino acids)
Biological process (GO): mitochondrion organization; response to heat; negative regulation of apoptotic process
Cellular component (GO): mitochondrion
Molecular function (GO): heat shock protein binding; ATP binding
Source: RefSeq, a predicted model, not a curated record
AUGCGUUCUUCAUUCAAGAUGGCUACCGGCAAGGGGCUCGCAGCGAUUUUGAGACCGAGGGCCGUCAAUUUAAUCGGGUGUAAUAAACUAUGUAAUUUGCAGUGUGGUCUGUUGCAACGAUGCAACGCGUGUCAGCGGCACUUCGCUACGGUUGCACUGUGUGUCGACGUCGGGAAUCGCCAAAAACUCCAAAAAUGUAACCUAGAUAAGAUUACGGUACCACGACGGAAUUUGCACUUAACCAACUGUCUAUUAAAGCGCAGUUACUAUGAUAUCUUGGGUGUAUCUAAGAACGCCUCGGCAAAGGACAUAAAGAAAGCUUAUUACGAAUUAGCGAAGAAAUAUCAUCCAGACACAAAUAAAGGUGAUCCUAACGCUAGUAAAAAGUUUCAAGAAGUUUCCGAAGCGUAUGAAAUACUAAGUGACGAUGCCAAAAGAAAGCAGUAUGACACUUGGGGCGCAACCUCAGAGCAAAUGGGAAUGGGUCAGGGAGGAGGCGGUCAGAGCUCUCAAAACUUCACUCACAACUGGCAAUUCAAGUCAACCGUUAAUCCAGAAGAAUUGUUUAGAAAAAUAUUUGGUGAUGCUGGCUUUCAGAGAGGCACGUUUGGUGAUUUUGAGGAUUAUGCAGAUUCAAAGUUUGGUUUCGGCGCGGCUCAAGAGGUUAUUAUGAAUUUAACUUUUGCUCAAGCUGCGCGAGGUGUCAAUAAAGACAUUUUAGUCAAUGUAGUCGAUAUAUGCCCGAGAUGCAACGGCUCGCGGUGCGAUAUCGGAACGAAAGCAGUUCGUUGUACCUAUUGUAAUGGAACCGGCAUGGAAACGAUCAGCACUGGUCCUUUUGUCAUGCGAUCCACUUGUCGGUACUGCCACGGAAGCAGAGUUUAUAUUAAGUUUCCCUGCCCAGAGUGCGAAGGAAAAGGACAGUCGGUACAGCGAAAGAAGGUAACUGUACCGGUACCAGCUGGAGUGGAGGAUGGUCAGACGAUUCGCUUGGCUGUCGGCAACAAAGAAGUGUUCGUAACAUUCCGAGUGGAGAAAUCGAGAUACUUCCGCAGGGAUGGUGCAGAUGUGCACACCGAUGGGGAGAUCUCACUUGCACAAGCCGUACUGGGUGGCACCAUAAGAGUUCAAGGGGUUUACGAGGAUCAAACGAUCCAGAUAAAGCCAGGAACUUCUUCGCACACAAAGAUUCGACUGUCUGGCAAGGGAAUGAAGAAAAUGAACGGAGCAGGUUACGGUGACCACUACGUUAACAUCAAGAUCACCAUACCGGAGAGAUUGACCGAAGAGCAGAAAUCACUGAUGCAAGCAUACGCCGAACUCGAGAACGACACUCCAGGAAGUGUUUAUGGAAUCACCUACAAGAAGGAUGGAACGAAACACUGCUACGCGGAGCCCCUGCAGUUGGUCAACGCCAUACGAGCGGCUCUGGGGAAACCGAGCCCGUCUCGGGAGGACGUGACGCCCAAAGGUCCCGCCGACGUGCCCCAGGACUCGGCCUUCGGCUACGCCCCGAGGACCUCCUCGGACAAGGACGACGUCGAUAAGCGACACCGUCGAAAGAUGACAUAGGUCCUCCAGGGAUACUCGUCCACCUCUUGGGCUCCCGAUCCACCCAGUAGAACCGGAAGAUCCGUUCCCAGUCUCGAGUUCUUCUCACUUGCCGCACAGCAGGACGAGACACCCUGGUCGGAGACGUUCCUUGCAGCCCCCUAGUUGCCUCCUCCUCGUCGGCGGAUGGCUCUGAAACAAAGUGCGCGAUUGUCACUUAGUUCGAGUACCGAGGAUCGUAAUAAAUCCAUUUUACAAGUUA